Sinocyclocheilus grahami is the source of this 1212-nucleotide messenger RNA. RefSeq lists its product as uncharacterized. The transcript is spliced from 7 exons. Gene Ontology annotation, molecular function: death domain binding; protease binding. The record is from RefSeq and is a predicted model, not a curated record. Bases 223 to 1212 code for a protein of 329 amino acids. Gene Ontology annotation, biological process: regulation of apoptotic process. NCBI's taxonomy places the organism in Eukaryota, Metazoa, Chordata, Actinopteri, Cypriniformes, Cyprinidae.
GACAAACACUGGCAUUUAGCCGAUGCACUAAACUCAGAUAUACUCAAGUAUAUCUUUUUUGACAUUAAGUGCCGCCGAGUGACUUUUGUCAUCGUCGAUUCGCGCUUCAGGAUUUCCAUCAAGUGAACUGACAUGAAUGAAUUUCGUGAGAUCAGAAGUGAAACGUUUGAAUGAACAUAGUUUGAAGAUGAGUAGUAUGAAUUAUUUCCAUGUAAUUUUGUGAUGGCUUCCUCAACCGAGAGACCCCACAUUUCAGGAGCAGAGGAGAAGCAAACUGUAAAGGCCCGGCUCCUGUCUUCACAGAUACUUCUGGUGGAUGCUCUUUAUCACCUGGGCCCUCUGCUAGACUGUGUUAUAUCUGUAGGUCUGCUCUCUAGAGAAAACUGUUAUGAAAUUGAAGCUGAACGAACGCCACCCAACAAAGUCCGAAAGCUUCUAGAGAUUGUUGACGCUCAGAUGGAUGAAAGUGGAGCCUCUAGUUUCAUGGAGUGUCUGAGAAAAUGCAAGAAACAUUACCCGCGUCUACGAACCUGGUUGACCUCAGAAGAAGAUCACUUCCAACCACCAGGCAUUACGCAAGGUCCAACAGAACGUCAACUACAGGCCCAGUUUAAUGUUUUGUGCUCACGCUUGGGCCUUUCUGUACUGCCGGUCUCCUUCGAUCUCUUCUCCAGAGGCAUUCUGACUCAGUUGGAGCUGGAGAAAAUCCAAGCAAUACUCAUCCCAACACAGCAAGCACAAACCCUGCUGUCCAUCUGCCUGAAGAAAGGAGAAAAAACAUGCAAGAGCUUUUACACAGCGCUAAAGAAUGAAGACGAGCAGCUAGCUGAGGAACUCAAUGUGAACAGUUUGGUGGAAGAUCUUAAUAAAGAACCUGAAGGCAGCAUUGUGCCGAUAGCAGUGGAGGAAACCAGAGGUCACUUGAGGGCUUUACCUCUGUCAGGAAGCCUGCAGCAGGUCAUGACUCGGCUGGGCUUGACUGUGGGGGAUGAGAUUAGGUUUAAUGUCUGUGAGGUUGGUGUGGCGGUAGGUUUGCCGCGUCGGACGGUCAGAGAGUAUUUUCUGGAAGGGGUUGGCAUUGAAGACUCAGCCCAGCUGGAGGCUCUAGUGUCCCUAUAUAUAGAGAAGACAAAGGACGCUGACAGACUACUGAGCAGAGUGGCAGAACUCAGCCCUCGGUGGGUCCAGCUUUCAGAGAGGGGGUGCAUUUAA